Rhipicephalus sanguineus (brown dog tick) is the source of this 2024-nucleotide messenger RNA. RefSeq names its product cholinesterase 1. The transcript has 4 exons. Gene Ontology annotation, biological process: acetylcholine catabolic process; choline metabolic process. Gene Ontology annotation, molecular function: acetylcholinesterase activity. The coding region runs from base 276 to 1967 and encodes 563 amino acids. Gene Ontology annotation, cellular component: plasma membrane. Lineage: Eukaryota; Metazoa; Arthropoda; Arachnida; Ixodida; Ixodidae. The record is from RefSeq and is a predicted model, not a curated record.
ACAGCAGAAUAGAACGUCGCACUCUCGGCGACUCGCGUAUGCACGUUAACUGCCCGGAUAUCGGUCCGAUCUCAAUUCGUAGCGAUUUUCCCUCGCACCGGCCCAUCGGCUUUGGAAACGUUCCAGAGCGUGUUAGAUACAUGUGCCGCCAGCUCCUACAGCUGCAGCACUUUCCUCCCUCACGGCGCGAUUAUUGGACACGCUUACGCUUCCUGUCAGCGUCUCGUGGGGGCUUCGGGUAACCGCCGCGCACGCAGGAAAACCACGCGCGAAAAAUGUACGUGCGGGCGUGCCGUGUCUUCGCAUUUCUCUCGAUUUUCGCGUGCCUCUGUUCGGCGCAAGAGACAAAAGGGGUCGCCGUCGUAGAAGAUGCAGAAUCUCCGGUCGUACAGAUUCCCGCUGGUAAACUGCGCGGUGCAAAACGCGCAGUUUCGGGUGAGAAGUUCGCGUACGCAUUCACGGGAGUCCCGUACGCCAAGCCGCCGGUCGGAGAGCUUCGAUACCGGAAACCUGAGCCCGUGGAGCCGUGGGGCGAAGGAGUGAAAAAUGCGACGGAGACGCCCCCAUCGUGUAUGCAAGGCAACGUGUUUUCUCCGAGGAACCUGUUGUGGCUGCCGUACGACCAGCGAAAAAGCGAAGACUGCCUCUAUUUGAACGUCUGGACACCGACACUCAACGCGUCAGCGGGGCUCCCUGUGAUGGCCUGGAUUCAUGGAGGUGGCUUCCAGGAGGGAUCUGCGGCAAUGCCUCUGGAUGACGGAGCAAACUUGGCAGCCUUUGGAGAUGUCGUGGUGGUAACGAUCGCUUACAGGUUGCACUCAUUCGGCUUCCUGUAUGACGGAACUACUGUUGCGCCCGGAAACAUGGGAUUGCACGACCAGCAGUUGGCACUUAAAUGGAUCCAAGAAAACAUCGCUGCAUUUGGCGGUAACCCGGGAGAAGUGACACUGUUCGGUUGGAGUGCCGGUGGAAUUUCGACGGGAUUUCAUCUGCUUUCCCCGGGAAGCCAGCCUCUGUUCAAGCGAGCCAUCAUACAAAGUGCCGGCGUGACAAAGAAAGGUCGUGCCAAAGACAAGUCAGAAAUGCUCGAAUACUCGCGCAAGCUUGCUGGUAACUUCGGCUGCUAUGAUGACAACUCGGCUACAAACACGUCUCAGGACAUUCCCUCGUGCAUGAGGAAAGUAAACGCCACCCUAAUUGUGUCAGUCGAAGCUACGUUCAUCGACACAGGAAACGGACAGUUUGAUCCAAUCUUCGGAGAUGAGCUCUUGCCCAUAGAGCCUCGUAUGGCCGACUUUCCGGGCGACAAGGACGUUCUGAUUGGCCAGACUGCCAACGAAGGAAGCAGCCUUCUUUACAGUGCUUUCAGAGACACCUUUUCUCAGGCUCUGGCUCCCAGGAAAAUCAACAAGGCAGAAAUGAUACAUUUCCUUGGCAGUUUGUUUAAGAAUCUGCCGCUAUCCGAGAUAAAUAGGCUUCAGGAGGAAUACAUGGGUGAGAUUGGAGACUACGAUUACGACGCCCUCCGGCAGGCGCUGGCGGAAACGAAGGGAGACACCCACGUGACCUGCGCGGCCAUCAACACGGCGUGCAAGUUGGCCAACGCAACGGCCAACGCAGAAUCUGGAAGAACAGUUCACUUUUACGAGCUGAACUACGUGUCCGCCUGCAUGAAGAAGCAGCCGUGGUUCGGCAUGACGCACGGAGACGAGCUUCCGCUGGAAUUUGGCAGAGCAUUCGAUAAGGAAGACGGGUGUGCCGGUGAUAUAUCCUACAGCAGAAAUAUCAUGCGGCUGUGGAGUGACUUUGCCAAGGGAAGGUCACUUGUUGGAUUUCAAGGCAAUGAGUGGCCAGCGUUCACGUCGGACGCAAGGUCCUUUAUGAAGUUGACAGCAGCGGGAUCAGAAGUGUCCACCUUUAACAAUGGGCCGCGCUGCAAGAUACUCAAAGAACUUAGUCUUUACUGAUGAAAUUCAUGUUUGCCGAAUUUUAAGCGACUCAUACUUUUAAACAAUAUGGGCGUA